UCAAGAGGAACUUUUCAAUAAAGCAAAAGCAAUAAAUAGAAACAAUGGUCCCAUCAAUUACAUUGUGAAGAAAACUAUCUUCAAUUGCUUAUCAGUCCAGAAAACUAGACAGAGCUGCCAUGACCAAUAUAUCAAGUUUACGCAUCCCGCCAAUAAUCUGUUUGAUAGCCAUGUUGCUUCUUCUACCCAUGCCUUCGUGUUCUGCUGAUCCUGAUUCGUUACAGGACUUCUGCGUUGCAGACUUGAAAGCUUCUCCUUCUGUUGGUGGCUUUCCCUGCAAACCUGCCUCGGAAGUGAGUUCAGAUGACUUCUUUUUCGAUGGGUUGAGCAAAGAGGGGAACACAAGUAACGUUUUUGGUGCGACUGUGACGGCUGGAAAUGUUCUCGCAUUUCCUGGCCUUAAUACUCUUGGAAUAUCAAUGAAUCGAGUCGACUAUGCGCCUGGAGGAAUCAACCCGCCCCACUCACACCCUCGAUCAACAGAGUCCGGGGUGAUCAUCGAGGGUAAAGUCCUCGUAGGGUUUGUGACAACUGGGAAUGUGUUUCACUCUAAAGUUUUGACUGCUGGGCAGAUGUUUGUGAUUCCUAAGGGACUCGUGCACUUUCAGAUGAACGUCGGAGAAGGGAAGGCCCUGGCGUUUACGGCUUUCAACAGUCAGUUACCUGGGUCUAAUGUUCUUCCUACGACUCUCUUUGCUUCAACACCUUCAAUUCCAAAUGAUGUUUUGACUAAAGCUUUUCAAGUGGAAGAAGAGGUUAUCAAUGGCAUAAAAACCAAGUUUGGUUCUUAAAACUUGGUUUUUAAAUGGCAAAAAUGUAAUUUGCUGCAGCUGUUAUUGUAUAAAUAUUAAUAAUACAGGAAAGAGGAGGUUCUCUGGUAAACUUCUAAAAUCAAAUGUAUGAUUGCAAUUUUCAACUA
Cornus florida is the source of this 919-nucleotide messenger RNA. RefSeq names its product germin-like protein subfamily T member 2. The record is from RefSeq and is a predicted model, not a curated record. The coding region runs from base 120 to 791 and encodes 223 amino acids. Gene Ontology annotation, cellular component: cell wall. Gene Ontology annotation, molecular function: manganese ion binding. Lineage: Eukaryota; Viridiplantae; Streptophyta; Magnoliopsida; Cornales; Cornaceae. The transcript has a single exon.